AUGGCUUCGAUAAAAGAUCACUUCCUUGACCUGGAACGGCACCGUCGCCAGCUUGAAGAAAAUGUCGAGAAGCUUCGCAAGGCGAUCACUCACUGGCGCAUGUGCGACGCCGACUACGAGGAACUCAAGGAAGAGGUCGAAGCCAUAUCAGGGCCCGUACACCGCGCAGAUGUGGAUAGGAUAUGUGAUGGAUUUGAAGGUCAAGUCAUCACCGCCAAGGAGGUCAAGGAGAUCUUUGGCGAGGCAACAGUGAAGCCCAAAGCGCAAAUUGUCAACAUCCUUUCACGGCGGAUUGACUAUGUCUCCAAAAAUGUAGAGACCUUGGAGAAGCAGCUUCAGGCCGCGGAGGAGAAGUAUGAAAAGGCCAAUAUUGUCGCCAACCCGGACGUCAUGGAUGAAGAUUCAGGCCUGCCCAUCACGGAUAUCAUCGAGGAGCUUGACGAUGAUAACAACGUCACCUCGUCGCGACUGCAAAGACCGGGCGACUCAACCUCAGCUAUCCGUGAGGCGUUGGAGAAGGCUGGCGUCAAGGAUCUGCCUGAGACGAACGAGCAGCUGCAGGCUGAUGUCGUGGAACUCUCAGGCGAUGAAGAUAACUCGACCAAGGACGAGUACAAUGGGCGCGUUGAAGCACGGAGUCCGGGCGAAGCAGAAUCUAGUACAGCAUCAAGUGCCAUGGAAGUCGACUCGGUAGAGCCUCCUGUGAAAAAAGGCGUUUCCUUUGCGGAAGACACAAAACCGGGCCACGAGCUCAAAGGCGGGGACCCUAGAUUUCGGACGCGGGAGCUUAUGGAUCAAAUCAUGAAAGAAGCCAAGGAUCAGGAGGCACCGCUCUCGAACCCAGUAAUACCGGACGAUGAGCCAGACGAGGACGCUGAUCUCCGGCGGGAGAUGCUCCGGUACGGCAUGACUGACAUUGCGCCCAUUGUUGCCGAGCUUGAAAUCGACGAGGGCACGGGAUCCGAGUUCGAAGAGGAGGAGUUCAGUUCUGAUGAGGACGACGGCUUCGAAGAUGGCGAGGACGAGGAUGAGGACGAGCAUGGGCGGACCAAGUCCCGCGUGGUCGACGACAAGUAUAGGAAGCGCAUGCAGGAACUUGAGGCGCGAUUAGGCAUAAAGUCGAGCCGCCAAAUCGAGGAGGAAGCAGCGACCAAGGCCGCUAGCAGCAUCCCAGAGGAGGGCAUCGCACGUAUCGCUAUCCAAUCACCAGCUUCAAGCCAGCCAGCAGUUACAAGCCAACCUGCCAAGUCGGCCAUGAAGGGCGGCGAUGAGGCUGCGCAAGAGGCGAAGCCCGCGAAGAAGGGAGUUAAAUUCGCAAGCGCGCUGGACAUCGCCCCGGAAACAAAAGCCGAACCAGUUUCGACCUCCGAUGAACCCGACGAGCCAUUCGUCGAUCCCAUGAAAAGCACCAUCGUGGAACGGAGUCCAGCCGCCCAGCCAGCCGCACCAACAGCGAGCGCACCCAAGAAGACUUCACGAUUUAAGAAGGCACGGGCAACCGACUCAAGCCCGAGCUCAGCCGAGACACAGCUCCCUGUUCGCACCAAGGGACCGGCCGAGGCUCCGGCACGCUUCCUCGACCAGGACGUGCGGACCGCCCCGGCAGGACCGGAUGGCAAGACGCUCGCCGGGACGGUCGUCGAGCGGGAUAUGCCCUCGGGCGCCGUGGAGCCGGACGAAUUCGACGCGACUUUGCUACACCAGGAGGCUGCCGUGGAGUACCACCGGAUGCGCAACCGGAUGAUACAGAAGCAGGGCGGCUUCGUGACUCAGAAGGAGGAGGCCAUCGAGUACCCCGAGGACGAGGAGGAAACGGGCGGGAAACGUGUGAGCCGGUUCAAGGCUGCUAGAUUGGGGAAGCAGUAA
Messenger RNA from Diaporthe amygdali, 1866 nucleotides. RefSeq names its product udp-galactose transporter like protein. The transcript has a single exon. The record is from RefSeq and is a predicted model, not a curated record. Gene Ontology annotation, molecular function: chromatin binding; transcription corepressor activity; phosphatase inhibitor activity. Bases 1 to 1866 code for a protein of 621 amino acids. Gene Ontology annotation, biological process: negative regulation of phosphatase activity; negative regulation of transcription by RNA polymerase II. NCBI's taxonomy places the organism in Eukaryota, Fungi, Ascomycota, Sordariomycetes, Diaporthales, Diaporthaceae.